AUGCGAAUACUGUUUGGAUUAUUGUUGCUGAUAUUUUGCUUAACUGUGAGAGCAAGUGAUGAACGAUGCAGUGACGUAACGUGGAGGGGAGAUGAUUACAGUGGUUACGGGAGGAGAUUUUUUUCAAAUAGUGAAAAUUUUUUUGAAGUUGAUAAAACGUGGAUAUUUUGCUAUUCUCUGAAACAUGAUACGGAACCUAAGCUUUGGACCUGCGACAACGAUAAAACUCUAAAUGAAUUGGUUGAGAAAAACAAGCCUUUACAAAACGAAGUAGAAAAAAGAGGUUUGUGCAAUAUAACAGUAACUAGCCAAACGGGGGCGGACAAACAAAAAGUUACAGAUUUGCAAAUCGAACUUAAUAAGAAGGAAGAUCAAGUGGCCACUGUGCUACGAGAACAAGACAAAAAGAAAGAGGAAAGCGGAAAAUGCCAUCAUAAACUUACAAAAUUAAAGGAAAUGAGUGCAAGUAUUGAGAGCCUACAGGAAGAUAUUGACGAACAACAAGCCAGCAUCACAAAGGAGAAGAAACGAUGCGACAAAAACAUUACGCAAUACAUCGCCGGUCCUCAAGAGACAAGGAUAAAUGCAGCACUUGCUUCCCUCCAGGACUUAAAGGAAACGUUAAAGUCGUUGACACGAAAUUUUGAGGAAGGAAUGAAGAAACGCAGUUGCACCGCUUGCUCUGCCGAAACAUGUUACAGCACUCCCAGUGUAAAGGCGGAACUUGACAAAAUGUAUCUUGAAAACUCAUGGCUCAAUCUUACCGCAGCACAGAGGGAGCAAUGCCUUCUUGAUGAUACAAUGUUGCUACCAAUGUUAUCUUACAUGAGGAGGAAACCCUUUGAUGGUGCUUAUGCUUAUAACCAAAAUGUAGAUAUGAUGGAAAAACUAUUUGCACUUCUAAUUUCAUUUUUAUGCUUUUUAAUUUGA
Trypanosoma brucei brucei TREU927 is the source of this 930-nucleotide messenger RNA. RefSeq lists its product as hypothetical. The record is from RefSeq and is a predicted model, not a curated record. Bases 1 to 930 code for a protein of 309 amino acids. NCBI's taxonomy places the organism in Eukaryota, Euglenozoa, Kinetoplastea, Trypanosomatida, Trypanosomatidae. The transcript has a single exon.